Messenger RNA from Photinus pyralis (common eastern firefly), 1374 nucleotides. Its product is annotated as sodium-coupled monocarboxylate transporter 1-like. Gene Ontology annotation, cellular component: membrane. The coding region runs from base 7 to 1284 and encodes 425 amino acids. Gene Ontology annotation, biological process: transmembrane transport; sodium ion transport. Gene Ontology annotation, molecular function: symporter activity. The transcript has 6 exons. The record is from RefSeq and is a predicted model, not a curated record. NCBI's taxonomy places the organism in Eukaryota, Metazoa, Arthropoda, Insecta, Coleoptera, Lampyridae.
GUGAUCAUGACCGACACGUUCCAAGCAGUUGUCUUGGUCGCCUCCAUCCUUCUGGUUCUGUACUUCGGCGAGAGGUACGUCGGCGGUACCGGCGUCAUUUGGUCCGACAGUUACAGAACGAAUCGCUUGGAGAUCUUCAAUAUGAAUCCGAGCCCAACGAUCAGGCACAGCUUUUGGUCGGUAGUGAUCGGCGGCACUUUUUACUGGCUCACGAUGUUCAGCUCUAAUCAGGCGUCAAUUCAAAAGUAUCUCACGGUGGAAACGAUUUCUCAAGCUCGAAAGGCGAUUUGGGUGUCGUCGAUCGGACUGAUCCUAAUCUACACGAUUAACUUCUAUACGGGAAUGGUGCUGGUCUCCCACUAUCGCUCCUGUGACCCGCUGAAAUCGCACCAGAUUUCGUCACCCGACGAAAUUCUGCCUUUCUACGUUUUGUCGCAGCUGGGUCACAUGCGAGGGGUUACGGGACUUUUCGUCGCGGGUAUUUUCGCCGCCAGUUUAGGGACAGUGGCGUCGGCGUUAAACAGCUUGGCCGCCGUCACCUGCAAGGAUUUCAUUUCUGGGGCGUUCAGAAUCGAAAUGGCCGAAUCUAAGGGCGCGCUGUGGGGCAAGUGCAUCUCCAUCGCUUACGGAAUUAUAAGUUUCGGACUUGUGUUUAUAGUCGAGCAAUUGGGAAGCGUAAUGCAGAUCGCCUUGAGUUUCAAUGGAAUGGUUGGAGGAGUGACUCUUGGUCUCUUCUCCGCGGGCAUGUUCUUCCCGUGGACGAACUCGAAAGGUGCGGUUACCGGGGCCACUGUCGCCCUAGCCGUUGUUCUUUGGAUGGGCAUUGGUCAGCAAGUGGCCGUUGCCAAUGGCAGUUACGUGGUGCAGCAGAAACCCGUAAGCGUCGAAGGUUGUCGUUGCCUGAACCACACGGAGAUCGCCGCAGAAGCCGUUGGCCAAAAUUCACUAUUCUUCUUGUACCGAAUUUCGUACCUGUGGUAUUCCGCAAUCGGCUUCCUUAUAACGGUCGUAGUGGCAUUUAUUGUUUCCAUCGUUACCGGCGUCCAAGAUCCCUUCGGCAUUGAUCCGGAUUUAAUGUCGCCUCCAUUCGCCUACUUUUACGAAACGCUGCCAAGGGAUUGGCAGGAAUUCCUUAGGCUUCCCCGAAUUGCAGAAGUCGAAAAGGCGAUCGACUUGAAAGGGAUUGUUAACCAUGGUCUGAGUAUGAGCGACGAUAAAGUGGAAAGUGACUGUAAGAAGACUGAUAGCAAAACGGGUCCUACAAAUUCGGUUAUCGAAAAGUAACUAAAAAUCAGUAUUAAUAAACUCGUUAUUUAAACAAAUUUUCGUUGUUAUUGUACAUAUAUUACAUAAUAUACACAAAUUGUGAUAUAA